This is a messenger RNA of Daktulosphaira vitifoliae (grape phylloxera), 565 nucleotides long. RefSeq names its product intraflagellar transport protein 172 homolog. The transcript has 2 exons. The record is from RefSeq and is a predicted model, not a curated record. NCBI's taxonomy places the organism in Eukaryota, Metazoa, Arthropoda, Insecta, Hemiptera, Phylloxeridae. Bases 1 to 486 code for a protein of 161 amino acids.
AUGGAGAGUACAAAGCAAACAGAUCCGGAUUGCGGCAAAGAAUUUGAAAAAUAUAUGUUUAUUUCUCAUCUGUAUGGGAUGCGGUGUGCUUUUAGUGCCGUUUCAUCGCUGAGCACAUUGGUCGUGAAAUUACUGGUAGCUCUAUUGAGAUAUACCGACGUGAUACCCGCUGAUAAAGGAUACUACGAAGCUGGAAUGGCUGCACAAGACGGAAAACGGUAUGCGGAAGCAUUUGUGUUCUUAAACCAUUAUUUGGAUAUAACGGACGCCAUAACGGAAGGACAAAACGAAAUGGUGGACGACAUAGACUUACGUGGGACGGAUUUCCCUACAAACGUACCGCUACCCCAGUCUUUGUAUACGACCGCCGAACAACACGAGCAAGUCAGGGAUUGGAUCCUAACCAACGCUAUGGACCGAGAUACUAAUCAGGUAAAGCUCAAUUAUUUGACAGACAACAGAACUCCACAUGUUAAACUACACUAAUAAUUCGCAACGACACAUUUUUGAUUAAAAGAAAAUAUGAAAUAUCGGUUAAAGUUUAUUUUUGUCGAACCAAAUGAAC